Molecule: messenger RNA, 339 nt
Organism: Cooperia oncophora
Lineage: Eukaryota; Metazoa; Nematoda; Chromadorea; Rhabditida; Trichostrongylidae
Source: the annotation of a GenBank genome assembly
AUGGUACCAACUAAAGGAUCUGACCAAGGGGAGGAAGUAUCGAAUGGUGAUUCAGCAAGACUUUCUGGUUCCGAUUCUCACAGGAAUGAGAGUCUGUCGAGCGAAGAAGUGGUGAAGAAGAUAUGCUUCUCGAGCGGAUGCGACGUUGGCUCUCAUCCCAUCUCCGGAGAUGUUGCCGUGCCCGAUCAGGAAUAUCUCGACCAGCUCAUUCGAGACAAGGGCGACCUGCGUUCAGUGCAUGCGGCUCCUUUCCGUCAUCUUACUAGACUCAUCGAUAGAGGUGUGACAUUGAAUAAGGUCUUGUAUUUUCGUCCAGGAGCCCAUAUCGUCGUUGGCUGA